AUGAUCAUCUACAAUUUGACCUUUGUGGCCGGCAUCUCAAAUCCUUAUGCAGAACCAGAAUCAGGAAAUGGAACUGAGUCCAAAAUAGACAGGAAUGAAGUGCCAGACAAGGAGGAGAUUAUUGACCCAGACAAAGGCCCCUGCACUCUGGUCACUGUUUUGUUGCAGUACUUCCUGUUGGCCACCUUCUCUUUUAACACACUGUAUGCUGCUGACCUGCUCAUGAUGCUGAGGAGACGCUCGGGCCAUUUCACCAUGAUUUAUAUGAUAGCAGGCUGGGGAUUCCCUGCUGUCAUGGUGGCCCUAUCUCUGGCAGUGUCCUACAGGGUAGACAACCCACUGGGCUAUCGACGACAUGAAGCAUGUUGGCUAGCUGCUACUGAUGACAAAGAAAAUUUUGACUUCAAGAAGCCAAUGCUUUGGGGAUUUCUGGUGCCGAUAACAGCAAUGCUCCUUUUCAACACAUCCGUAAUGAUAUACUUUGCAUAUCUAUCCUUCAGGCAGCCCUUUUUCAACAGUUCUAAGAAUGCUGCUUUGAAGAAGAAACUUCUGAGUAACUUCUCUCUGGGAAUAGUGCUGGGAUUGUCCUGGUUUCUGGGAUACCUGGUCCUUGCCUCCUCCUCCUCAGAUGGAUUUUACAUCUUCCUCAACUUUGCGUUCUGUCUGCUGGUCUCCACACAGGGCGUGCAGAUUUUCAUUUUGUUCACGGCAAGAUCAACCCUCUUCAGGAGGACCACAUCCCAUGCUGUUAAGUCCAUCUCAGAAAUCUCGAUUCACAGAAGCACGUACAAAAUCUCGAAAAGGAAGAACAGUAGCACCACAAACACAGAUCCAAAUGAGGUGGCAGAUAAUGCUUAUGGGUUUUUCACCAGAUCUAGUGAAUCAAGCAUCUGA
Messenger RNA from Sardina pilchardus (European sardine), 894 nucleotides. Its product is annotated as adhesion G-protein coupled receptor G7-like. The record is from RefSeq and is a predicted model, not a curated record. Gene Ontology annotation, molecular function: G protein-coupled receptor activity. Gene Ontology annotation, biological process: G protein-coupled receptor signaling pathway; cell surface receptor signaling pathway. The transcript has 5 exons. The coding region runs from base 1 to 894 and encodes 297 amino acids. Gene Ontology annotation, cellular component: membrane. NCBI's taxonomy places the organism in Eukaryota, Metazoa, Chordata, Actinopteri, Clupeiformes, Clupeidae.